AUGCAGACAGACAACGUCCAGGUCCUCGGAGGCGAGCAGAUGCAGGACAUAGAGGCAGAUGACAUUCGAAUGAAGGUAGCACCAGUGAACGAGGCACGCCAAGCGCAGCUACCCAACAUCCAGAUGGCAUCUGAGCAGUUGCAGACGUCGAUUGGCAAGGUAUCAAUAGCAUAUCUUUCUAAGUUUGUGGUCCCCUACGCAGACGCAUAUGAAAAGAUGCAACCGUGGACGUCCAAAGACAUCGCUCUUAUGUGA
Molecule: messenger RNA, 255 nt
Organism: Giardia duodenalis
Lineage: Eukaryota; Fornicata; Diplomonadida; Hexamitidae
Exons: 1
Coding region: 1-255 (84 amino acids)
Source: RefSeq, a predicted model, not a curated record